Hemibagrus wyckioides is the source of this 1659-nucleotide messenger RNA. RefSeq names its product XK-related protein 8-like. NCBI's taxonomy places the organism in Eukaryota, Metazoa, Chordata, Actinopteri, Siluriformes, Bagridae. Gene Ontology annotation, biological process: apoptotic process involved in development; engulfment of apoptotic cell; phosphatidylserine exposure on apoptotic cell surface. Gene Ontology annotation, cellular component: plasma membrane. The transcript is spliced from 3 exons. Bases 505 to 1659 code for a protein of 384 amino acids. The record is from RefSeq and is a predicted model, not a curated record.
CCACCGUGGUUGUGGUUAUGCAUAAACAUAACUAAUCAACACCUUCCGACCUGUUUAAGUUCAGCAGCACUGCGGUGCAAAAGUAACUGUGGUGUACUUGUUCCAUCUUGUUUGCCUUAUCUCAUCCAUCAGCACGCACAUUUUUCUCCUGGGCGGGACUUGCGAAGAUUUCCUGUGAAGAUAGUUUGCACUUUGCUGCUUGCUUGUUUAAACCGAGAUUAGGCACAAAGUGUAAGGAAAGCAAAUGUGAACAACUCUCUAGAAUGUGUUCAUUAUUUGUUUUAUUGCUCUGUUGUGAGUCAGUUCAUUUAGUUUGUUGUUUUUCUUUUGAUAACUGUGAAUUGUUCUCAACAGCCAUGCCCAGAAAUCUCUAAAAUCGCAAGACGUAGCAGAGGGAAGGGUCGCUCUCUCUUUCUCUCUCUCUCUUUGUGUGUGUGUUCACACUCCAAAGCAAAGCUGUAACUGGGGUUUACCUAGAAACCAGAAACCGUCUCAACUCGUGCCAUGGAGGAAGGCUUUCCUUUUCAUUUCGCCUUCUCAGACGUCGGCGUUUCGUCCCUGUCUUUGAUCUUUUUCCUCCUGGAUGUCGUGCUGGACCUGGUGGCCAUCGAGUGCCUUUAUGCAGAAAAGAAAUACUUCUCCUUGGGCUUGUUGAUAUUACUUCUGCUCGGUUCUUCGGUUGUAAUACAGAUCUUCAGCUGGCUCUGGUACUCUGAUCCUAACAAAACUGCUCCGGAGACUAAAGUAGAGACUUUCAUCAAGAGACACGGUUUACUGGGUCCGGUGCACAUCUGCCAGCUGGGAGUCUUCCUCAGGUAUGCAGCCGUUAUGGAGAUCUCGUUCUGCAGAUUUAAACAGAGGGACGUUUUUCUGAAGAGGGACACCAUACACAUGAAACACGACCUCAGCAUGUUGCGUCUGUUCGAGGCGUUCUCUGAAAACGCGCCCCAGCUCAUCCUGAUGACGCCUUUAUUUAUGCAGAUGCAGGAGAUUCAGUUCUUAACAGUCCUUAAAAUCAUCAGCCUGUCCUACAGCCUGUUGUCUUACCAUCACCACGUGCAUGCGGUCAACCCUGAGAAGCUUCAAAUGGGAUGGUCUUCAUUGGUCCUCUACUUCCUGUGGAACUUUUUCCUGAUUGGGGCUCGUGUUAUAAUCGUGUCCCUCUUUGCCUCGGCCCUGCCCUGCUACUUCGCCGCUCACUUCCUGUCCCUGUGGACGCUACUGAUCUUCUGGGCCUGGUGGCAGAAGACAGACUUCAUGGAGAGUAAAGCUGGAGAAUGGCUGUACCGGGCCACCGUAGGCCUCAUCUGGUACUUCAUCUGGUUUAAUGUCACGAGUGGACGCACCAGACUCAAAGCAAUCAUCUAUCACGUGGUCAUGGGGUCAGACACCAUGCUGCUGUUAGGAUUAUGGUGGUGGUGGAGAUCUGUGGAAUCGGCUCGUCUAGAUCCGCUACCUAUUAACCCCUACCUGCUUAUCGCCGUGUUAGUGACCAUCUACAUUACAGGAAUCUUACUGAGGCUGCUUUAUUACUGGAAAUUCCAUCCUAAUAAACCAGCUUUACAGGUGGACGAGAAAGAUCUGAAGUCGCAUGUGAAUUUAGAAUGCGAUGCAAAACGUUACGAUGUUGUAGAGGCAGACUCGAGGGCGAUCUCUUAA